This is a messenger RNA of Morus notabilis, 2447 nucleotides long. Its product is annotated as probable methyltransferase PMT2. The transcript has 7 exons. Gene Ontology annotation, cellular component: trans-Golgi network; endosome; cytoplasm. Gene Ontology annotation, molecular function: methyltransferase activity. The coding region runs from base 362 to 2197 and encodes 611 amino acids. The record is from RefSeq and is a predicted model, not a curated record. Lineage: Eukaryota; Viridiplantae; Streptophyta; Magnoliopsida; Rosales; Moraceae.
GACGUGUGUAGCGUUUUCUAUCUCUCUGUCUCCCUCUGUAUAUUCUCUCUCCAUGUAUCUCCAUAAUACACAAAAAUAUUCGCCAUUUCAGUGCCAAGCGAAGAGAGAGUCGUAACAGUGGAUUACACGAGAAAGUCGCAAUAAUGGUUUCCGAGAUCGGAGAGUAGCUAGGGUUUUGGAUGUGAUUGGAAUUGGAUUCAUCAUUGCCUCUGAAAAAGAAGGAAAAAGACAAUAUUAUAUAUAUAUAUAUAUAGUGGGAAAUUUCGUUUCUCUCUCCGUCUUUUUCCCUUUUUUCCUCUGAUAGGUCCCGGAUUGUGAGAUCUUGGAGUGGCGUUCGCUUUUUCUCUGCGAUUGGUGUUCUAUGGCGUCAAAAACGAGCUCAGGUGAUGGUCGGACCAGGAGCUCCAUUCAGAUUUUUAUUGUAGCUGGUUUGUGCUGUUUCUUCUACAUAUUGGGUGCAUGGCAAAGAAGUGGUUUUGGUAAGGGUGAUAGUAUUGCUCUUGAAAUCACCAAGAGUGGGGCCGAGUGCAACGUAGUUCAAAAUCUGAGUUUUGAUACCCACCAUGGCGGCGAUGCCAGAAGUAUUGAUGAAUCCGACAUGCAAACGAAAGUGUUUAAACCAUGCCAUUCCCGUUACACUGAUUAUACGCCCUGCCAAGACCAAAGGCGUGCAAUGACUUUCCCAAGAAAUGACAUGAUCUAUAGAGAGAGACAUUGCCCUCCAGAGGAAGAAAAGUUACAUUGUCUAAUCCCAGCACCCAAAGGCUACGUAACUCCAUUCCCAUGGCCAAAGAGCCGUGACUAUGUACCCUAUGCCAAUGCUCCUUACAAGAGCUUGACAGUUGAGAAGGCUAUUCAGAAUUGGAUUCAAUACGAGGGAAAUGUUUUUCGAUUUCCUGGUGGGGGCACUCAGUUUCCUCAAGGAGCCGAUAAGUAUAUUGAUCAGCUAGCAGCUGUGAUACCUAUUAAGAAUGGGACGGUUAGGACCGCGUUGGAUACCGGUUGCGGGGUUGCAAGUUGGGGUGCAUACCUUUGGAGUAGAAAUGUUAUUGCAAUGUCUUUUGCUCCAAGAGACUCGCAUGAAGCACAGGUCCAAUUUGCUCUUGAAAGGGGUGUACCUGCUGUCAUUGGCGUUUUAGGGACAAUAAAGCUGCCAUAUCCAUCUAGAGCCUUUGACAUGGCACACUGUUCUCGUUGCUUAAUUCCAUGGGGAGCCAAUGGUGGAAAAUAUCUUAUGGAAGUUGACAGAGUUCUUAGACCUGGAGGUUAUUGGGUGCUUUCUGGUCCUCCCAUCCAUUGGAGGAGUAAUUACAGAUCAUGGCAGCGUCCCAAGGAGGAACUCCAGGAGGAACAGAGAAACAUUGAAGAAACUGCUAAGCUUCUCUGCUGGGAAAAGAAGUACGAGAAGGGUGAAAUUGCUAUUUGGCAAAAGAGCAUGAAUGCUGAUUCAUGCACAAGCAGACAGGAUGAUUCUCGAGCUACCUUUUGCAAAUCUGACGAUGCAGAUAAUGUCUGGUACGAGAAGAUGGAGGGAUGCAUAACUCCAUAUCCAGAGGAAGCUGUUGGGGAACUGCAGCCCUUCCCAAGAAGGCUUUAUGCUGUCCCACCCAGAAUUGCUAGUGGAUCUGUUCCUGGUGUUUCUGUUGAGACAUACGAGGAGGACAACAGAGUGUGGAAGAAGCAUGUUAAUGCUUAUAAGAAAAUCAAUAGACUACUCGACACAGGAAGGUACCGCAACAUAAUGGACAUGAAUGCUGGUUUAGGAGGUUUUGCUGCAGCUCUUCACUCUCCCAAAUUGUGGGUUAUGAAUGUGAUGCCUACCAUAGCUGAGAAAAAUACUCUGGGUGUCAUAUACGAGCGAGGAUUGGUUGGCAUCUACCAUGACUGGUGUGAACCUUUCUCCACAUACCCAAGGACGUACGAUCUCAUUCAUGCCAAUGGCGUUUUCAGUCUGUACAAGGACAAAUGCAAUGCGGAGGACAUUCUUCUCGAGAUGGACCGGAUCUUGCGACCGGAAGGUGCAGUAAUCUUUCGCGACGAAGUCGACACACUGGUGAAGGUGAAGAAGAUAAUUGGAGGGAUGAGGUGGGAUACCAAAAUGGUGGACCAUGAAGAUGGACCUCUUGUUCCUGAGAAGAUUUUGGUUGCUGUCAAGCAGUAUUGGGCUGCAGAUGGAAACUCCACCUCCACUCAAUGAAAUGCAGAGUGAGAACCUCCGUUGUGGUUCGGAGGUCGCAAAGUGCUCGUUAGUCCUGACACGCAUUUGAUUAUUUAAUAUUUGCCCUCAGCAAUUUUGCUUGCACCAGUAUGUUAACAAAGUGAGGAGGGCCAUGGAAUUCAUGCCAUCAUCCUUUGCCCUUGUUAGUCUAUUAAUAGACAAAGCUACAGAAUUGAUGCUUGUAAGGUCUAUGCCAUUAUAUUAAUUUUUUUCCCCUUAGUUCCUUAAA